Molecule: messenger RNA, 927 nt
Organism: Microthlaspi erraticum
Lineage: Eukaryota; Viridiplantae; Streptophyta; Magnoliopsida; Brassicales; Brassicaceae
Source: the annotation of a GenBank genome assembly
AUGAACGCCUCUGGAAACAAAUCUUCGCAGGAAUCUGUAGGACGUGCGAGGUGCGAGGAAUUAGCCAAGUCUUCGUCGUUUUAUCGGAAAGUUUACUCAGAGAUAGAGGAAAUUGGAUGGGAACCGCUUAGGCGAUUAGGUGGUGAUUUAACGUUUUUCAGCUUUCACAUUCUAGAUAAAAAGGGAAGAGCGCACAUUUUAGAAAUUCAACUUAACAGAGACUAUCCUAAAUCUCCACCUUCUGUUUCCGCGGAUGUGCCAUACAUGUUUGCUUUAGAAUGGUCAACAACAAGCUCAAGACUGAAAGAUGUGAUGCACCAAUUCCAAAAGCAUUUGGACAAUCUUCAAGAAUUUUGGUCUGUAUUGGAUGAUAUAGACAAGUCUCUUUGUGUUGUUGAUGCUAAGCAACCUUCUCGUGCUUCUCCUGUCCGUCGGAUUCAUGCUGGAAACGAUUGCAUUCUCAUUGUUCAUGUCAACUUCAACGACCCUAAAUCUCUACCAGAGUGCCGCUUUAUUGGUCAUAUGAACAAUCUACAUAUGUUAUGGAGAAGAAAUAGCAAAAAAUGGUCAAUGGAAAAAUCAUUUCCUGAGAACCUGGAAUGCAUUCUAGGUACUGAGCUUCCAAGGCCUCAAGGUCUCCAUGACGAAAACGAUCAACAGCAAGUCGAUUGCGGAAUUUGCUAUGCACAGUUUCUACCGACCGAUGAGGAGCUAGGAGCUAGAAGCGGGACGAGAACAGACUACACAUGCGAGAACAUGAGUUGCAACAAGUCUUUUCAUAGCCUUUGCCUCACUGAUUGGUUAAGGUCUAUCACAACAACAAGACAGUCAUUUGAUGUUCUAUUUGGGAAUUGCCCUUACUGUUCAGACCCAGUCGCAGUCAAAAUCAACAACAUGAACAGAGUAAAUAAGACAAACCAGAGUUAA